UCUCCUCCCCCACAGCUGGAUAACAGCACGAUAAAGGCUGGAAAACACACACACACGUCUCCGGAGCAUCUCAGCAUGCUUUUCGCUCACUGUACCAGCACUAGAACGCAGUAACAGAGCGUGGACGUGGAGGAGAGCUGCACAUACCUUUAGAGAACAAUGAAUGCGGGCUGAUUUCACAGGCAUUAGAAGAGUGUCUGGCGUGCAGCACUGUGCUCUCUGGCUGAGACUCACAGAAAUUUGAGACGAUGACUACAGAGCAGCCGCUAUGAGUUGCGUACCUCCAUGGUAAAUCUAUCCGUGCCUGCUGAAAGCCACGGUUCUCUGACUUCACACAGACUGAAAGCACUUCAAUUAGAGACACACAAAAGAAAGAGCCUGACUGUAUUACAAAGGAAUGGCAUCAAGCCAAUAGGAAAUCAGCUGAGGCCUUCUGCUCUCUCCUGUUAGGAACAGAGGGCUCCAGAGAAAUGAAGGCCAGCAUGAAGCAGUGGCGUCUGGCGCUUGGGCUCAUGCUCACCUGGGCGCUGCUCUUCCUUGCCCUCUUCUCCUACUUCAUGGAGUCACGUGUGGAUGAAGCCAUGGCGCUCUCGCACGCCGAUACGCGCCGCCUCACCUCUGUGCAGGGCAACACUCGCAGCGCUAUGAUGAUCUCUCGCCAGACCUUGCCUGUCACUUCAGCGUCCACAACCUCCAGAGCUCAAAAGGAGCAGAUACCCAACAGCGAGCAGGACAACUAUGUUUACCCAGAUACCCAAAGCCUAGCAACAUGGUCUGUGAGCUCACGCUCAGACACCGCAUCCCACAUUCAUGAAAAACAGGAAAGCAACCAAACCUUCCCUCAACAACUGGAAGAGGAGGACGAGGAAGAUGAGCCGGAAAUGUUUGAAGAGCAGGUCAAGAGCAGAAGAGACACCAACAGUUGGUUUGACUCCAAUCCAGAGGAGUUCUACUCCUCGAAGUCAAAGUCAGUGGUGCAUCAUUUAUGGCAGGGCAGGGCCUCGCUGGACAUGCUUAGUCCACGCUUACAGAAGGCAGUAAAAGACUACAUGAGCACUAAUAAACACGGAGCGUUCUACAGGGGGCGGCGAGAUGCAGGAGUGGAUAGAGAUUGCCUUUUGUGUGAGAUGAAGAGGAAGGUCAAAGUGAUGACACUGGAUGGAAAAGAGCUACCGUUCUCUUCACUAGGCUGGCAAAAGAUUGUACCUCCUUUGCCUCUUGAGCGCCUCUAUGGAAAAGGCUUCCGCACCUGUGCUGUGGUCACUUCAGCCGGUGCCAUCCUCCACUCCGGCCUGGGAAAGGAGAUCGAUUCCCAUGAUGCUGUUCUGAGGUUUAAUUCAGCCCCUACCAAAGGUUAUGAAAGAGACGUUGGAAAUAAGACUACAAUUCGCAUCAUCAACUCGCAGAUCCUGGCUAACCCCAGCCACCAAUUUAACAGCAGCUCACUGUAUAAGAACGUGACUCUGGUGGCCUGGGACCCUGCGCCAUACGCUGUCAACCUGCAUAAAUGGUACAGGAACCCAGACUACAACCUGUUCACUCCAUACAUGAAGUACAGGAAGCAGUUCCCUGGUCAGCCUUUCUACAUUCUGCAUCCCAAGUUCAUCUGGAAACUCUGGGACAUGAUCCAGGCCAACACACUGGAGAACAUUCAACCCAACCCUCCUUCAUCAGGGUUCAUCGGCAUCUUGCUGAUGAUGCGGUUAUGUGACGAGGUUGACGUCUACGAGUACAUUCCAUCUCUAAGACAAACUGACUUGUGCCAUUACCAUGAGCGCUACUACGAUGCUGCUUGCACACUAGGAGCCUAUCACCCUCUGCUCUACGAGAAGAUACUCGUCCACCGUGUCAAAUCUAGUCGACCUAAACGCGACCUCCAGUUAAAAGGCAAGGUCACACUCCCUGGCUUUAGGACCAUCCACUGUGACCCUUGAACUUUUAUCCCCAGAGGAAAGGUUGCAAUAAUUGGGAAGCAGGUAUGAGGUGUUACCUGCAGGCAGUCCACAGAGACAGACUCUGCUCCCACGGGCAGUUUUUAGUUGCGUUCUCUGAGCCUUGUGUGAUGUAGAGGUCAUUGGGUAGCAAUAGGUUUGUUAUAGAAAAGCUGUUUUUAGGUAUCUGGUGAUUUUGCCAUAGCUAGCCAUCAUGUGACGAGACUGAAAGUGUUUGUGUGCCUGUGAUGGAAUUGAAGACUAGUCAUUAACAGAUAAUGUCACCAUUAUAGACACACACACACCCAUGUAAAAUAUAAAUUAAUGCUCUUAGUAGAAAAAUAAACCAUUUUUUAUUGCUGUAAUGAAACACACUACUUUACCAGUGAUGAUACCUGAGUAAUAUUUGGUUUCUGUUGUAUUACAGUUUUCUCAGCUGUUCACAAACGAAAAAUGUGGUGCAUGUCUGAGAGUACUGCCUGGUCUGUGCCAUAUAGUGUCUAUAUUGUAAAUGACAUCACUUUUCUCUCUUGAAUGUUCAUUUGCCAUGAAAUGAUUGUCGAAAUACAGGUGGAAGCACCGAAUACCAUUCCAUAUCAUACAGCUGAGAGAAUAAAACUUCCAAACAAAACCUUCUGUAUUCUAUGGGGACCAUCUUGGUUCAGAAACGUCUGACGCCCCUUAAUGUGUUGAGGGUUUGAUGAUCCAUUCCCUUUUCAAAGGAUCCAAAACCACGAUCAUCUGACUGUGUUUUUCUUUUUUUCUUUUUUAGCCCUUUGGCAAUAUAACCAGUGAGCAGUGGUUGUAUUAAUUGUGUAGUGUUUAAACCAGCACAGUCUGGUUGUUUUCUGUAUUUUGUCCAGGAGGUCACAGGUCUUCACAGACUCCUUACGGAGUAGUCAAAAGCGAAUGAAAUCAAAAUUUCCUUGCAUUGUAUUUUGAAACUUUUCAUUUGAACUGAUUUUUACCUUCUCAUUGUGUUUUAUUGAUGUAAAUAGUUUUUCUACCAGUACAAGGUGUUAUCUGGUUAUGACGUGUACACAUUUGUUCUUUACAUGCCAUUAAUCUGUAAAGGAAACGAAUGCUAUGCUUUGUAUGGACUAAAGGAGGAGAGCUGAAGUUCUGUAUAUCUGUAAAUUGUGGUGGCAAAACUGGGAACUGCUGUUUGCUCUCAGGUCUGUGACAGACUCUGAAGCGCACCCUCUCUAUCCAUCUGUUGGUUAAAUAUUUCAUUUAGGAACCUCUGCUGGUAGCGUAAUAUUCAAUUGUGAUAACUACCUACCUAGUCGCCCCAUGUUGGGGCAAUGUAAACUGAUAUUGAUUAAUAGGGUGAUGAGUUUUCCUUCUUGUCAGGAUGAUUUCAUCUGUAAUCCUACAGCAAAUCCUUCAUUCUGUAAUUAGGCUCAUCCUGUCAUAGUGUGAGUUUUUUUUUUUAUUGUAUUUUUUUUUAAAGGUAAUGUUAGUCUAAACUCUGUGAACUGUGUUUUUGCUCUUUCCCUACUCCAUCUCUAAAGAUGAAUCGCAUAUAUCUCUGUCACACACCAUCCUGUGCUUCCCUGUUAGAGAGAGGUAUAUUAGUGGUGAUGAGAUUAGAGGAAACUGCAGUAGAGCCCAUAGAAGGGUUUUUUUUUUUUUCUCUGUCUUACUGCAGGGAAUAUAUACAGGAGCACACUACUGAACACUUACUGAAUGUCUAGUAAGCCUUUAAUCACAGCACCAUCAGCUAGAGAAAAGAAGAGUCACACGCUGCUCCCUGUAUUGUCUGUGCAUUCAGAGCAACACGCUCAGAGUUGACUUUUUUUAUUUGUUUGAAAAUUUGCCACUUGAAUCUGUGCUUCCCGAAAUAUUUGCAGUCCAUUACACAUGUACACAAAUCUGUUCCAAAUCUAGAAAAGCUCAGUUUACAUUCAUGUUCUAAUCUGUGGAAAUCUGUUUUCUUUUUUUUUCUUCUUUUUUUUUUUUUGAUGUGAUUGACUACUCUUUCUUUUCACGAUAAAGUCCUAGCUUUAUCAUUUCACACUACAGAGUGGACUCCGCAUGCUAAUGAGCAGGGCUUGUAAGCUCAUUGUGGUAAAGGUAUUUAUUUGUAAAUGUAACAAUAAUUAAGCUAUCUAACUUACUUGCUUACUUCAACUCCAAGUUGUUUUAGGUAUCAGGAAUAGAGGAAGUCGUAUUGGGACAUUUCAUUUGGUGAGAUGAUCCAUGCACUGUUUUUGGGUAUUGGCAAUACUUGUGCCAAAUAAGUGUUCAUUGUUCAGUGAUCAGGUUGUAAGGGCCUCUGGUGUGUUUGGGGCUGUAACUUUGGUGCUGUGACUCUGUAUUAUGGACUGGAACUGUGGUGCUGUGAAUUCGUGCUAGAUUUCUUUCUUGCUAGCUCUCUCUCUUUAUCUGUCAUGUCCAUAAAUGAUUUAACAGAAACCGUUUUUUUGUUGUUGUUUUUUUAGCCAGGACACUGAAUUUGCAGUGAAAACAUGGACGCAAAAAUACUCAGCAUCUGCUUUAAAGACUGCUGGGUGAAGUGUGUAUUUUUGUACACAUCCCUAGUUUCAGGGGUCUGUAUGUUAUAGUAAAAAAAAAAAAAGGUUACAAUUCUAAAGUUAUGACUUUAUAUAAAUUGUUUGAAAUGAAUAAAUAGCUGGAUUUUCUACAUGAAUGCUGAGAUCCUAACAUAGUCACUUUCAUUCUGUUUGUUACUCAGUCGUCAGAAAGUGAAACAGCAUGCUCAGUGGUGAUUAGCUACACUGAGUCCGAUGACAGCUGUAGGUGCGAACGCUGCAUUAAUUUGACAGCUGUCUGUUGGGUGCGGUAUCCUUAAAAUAAUAAUGACUUGUUCGUUGUUUCCACUUCAAAUCCAAUGUGAAGGCUAAUCUUGCCAGAACAACACAAGUGUUCAGCUAUUUAUGGACUCUCUGGACUCUCUCUCUCUCUCUCUCUCUCUCUCUCUCUCUCUCGCUUCACCUUACCACCACACAGCCUUUUAAAAUGUGAUCUGAUGUUGUACAUUUGAAGCCUGAUCUAAGGAGUGUACAUAGUUAAGCCAGUUAGCCUUCAAAAGCCAUUGGAUGCUUUUGAUGCCAUUUCUUUGUUCAUCUGUUGAUGCAAAUUUGAUUAUUUUAAUUGGAUUUGUGUGUUUAUGUUUAUAAUUUUCUAACAUGAAAAUAAACAUGCAUAAGCAAUUGGUGUAUUUUAUAUUAUUGAUAGAUUGUCAAAGAAAAAGUCUUAUACUUGGGCCAGCUGAGUUUGUGACAGAAAUAAUAUUGCUAAAGGGAAAACACAAUAGCCUUAUAUAAUAUGUAUUUUACUAGUACUUUACAAGGGAUAUCAAUAUCAAUAUGAACUUUUUGUUUUAAUUUAUUGCCUAACUUUCUUUAUGGAAACAGUGUGGUACGCCAUUGUUCUGACACUUGACACUGCUGUUUUUUGGGUGCAUGUAAAUUGUGCAAAAGUCCUUCCUGAAAAUCCAGGAUUUCUGAAUUGUAUGUUUUUUUUUGUUGUUGUUUUUUCCCCCAGUCCAGACCUCAAAAAUAACAUGGUGAAUAAAACUUUCUAGUCUUGUUUCGUCUUAACAAGUUGGAUUCUCCAAUAAAGCCUUCUGGUCACUUCA
Hemibagrus wyckioides is the source of this 5535-nucleotide messenger RNA. RefSeq names its product ST6 beta-galactosamide alpha-2,6-sialyltranferase 2a (gene st6gal2a). NCBI's taxonomy places the organism in Eukaryota, Metazoa, Chordata, Actinopteri, Siluriformes, Bagridae. Gene Ontology annotation, molecular function: sialyltransferase activity. The transcript has 8 exons. Bases 471 to 1934 code for a protein of 487 amino acids. The record is from RefSeq and is a predicted model, not a curated record.